Molecule: messenger RNA, 2966 nt
Organism: Melanotaenia boesemani (Boeseman's rainbowfish)
Lineage: Eukaryota; Metazoa; Chordata; Actinopteri; Atheriniformes; Melanotaeniidae
Gene: dcun1d4
Product: DCN1, defective in cullin neddylation 1, domain containing 4 (S. cerevisiae)
Exons: 11
Coding region: 101-967 (288 amino acids)
Biological process (GO): protein neddylation; positive regulation of ubiquitin-protein transferase activity
Cellular component (GO): ubiquitin ligase complex
Molecular function (GO): cullin family protein binding; ubiquitin conjugating enzyme binding; ubiquitin-like protein binding
Source: RefSeq, a predicted model, not a curated record
UAGUGCUAUCAGCUCGUCAGUGUGUUGAGGUGUUUGUCUUGAUUUAGGUUAUAAAAAAUAAUGAAAAGCAAGAGUAUUUUGGUGACAACUACGAAGUGAAAUGCUCACAAGACAUUUGGUGACAAGAUUUUCAGCUGAAUUCCCAUUUGACUACAUUAGCCAGCAUCCACAAGAUUCAUCACACCUUGCACAGGCUGGUAAAUAUAUGUUAUCGAACCUGACAGAAGACGUUGGACAGGAUAGCCACCCAUCAGCUUGCUGCUCCAGAGCCAUGCCUCCUAGGAAAAAGAGGAGACCUUCUUCUGGAGAUGACAUGUUGGCCAAAAAAAGUCGCCCAGAUAGUGUUUUCAGAAAACAUGAAACAUCACAAAUUCGAGAGGAGGAGACAUUUUCCAGCAAAAGAUGCUUGGAGUGGUUUUAUGAAUACGCAGGUUGUGACGAUGUAGUGGGUCCAGAGGGCAUGGAGAAGUUUUGUGAAGACAUUGGAGUCGAGCCAGAGAAUGUGGUGAUGCUGGUUCUUGCUUGGAAGCUGGAUGCCCAGAGUAUGGGAUAUUUCACUCUGCAGGAGUGGCUUAGAGGCAUGGGCUCACUGCAGUGCGACUCCACAGAACGGCUGAGGAACUCACUCGACUAUCUGAGAUCUGUCCUAAAUGACAGUACCAGUUUUAAGCUCAUUUACAGAUAUGCCUUUGAUUUUGCUCGGGAAAAAGAUCAGAGGAGUUUGGACUUGAACACAGCCAAGUGCAUGCUGGGGCUACUUCUGGGAAAGACAUGGCCUCUGUUUCCAGUGUUUAAUCAGUUUUUAGAGCAAUCCAAGUACAAAGUCAUCAACAAAGACCAAUGGUGCAAUGUUUUAGAGUUCAGCAGGACAAUCAACCUGGACCUCAGUAACUACGAUGAGGACGGUGCCUGGCCAGUUUUGCUGGACGAGUUUGUGGAAUGGUACAAGGAAAGACAGAUGUCAUAGCUACAGAAGGAAAAUGGGAGAAAUAUUACAACUGUGACCACAACAACUCUAGAGUAUCAACAACUAAUACGUAAACAACACAACAAUGGUAAAGCAGUGACAAGUGGGUGCUUCCUGGUAAAGGAGGGGUUCGGGCUAUGGGUGGGCGAGGGUGGGAGAUGGGUGUUAGCUGCCCCGACUGUUGGGGCGGAGGGCUGCCAUUGUGGAGUUACCCUCCCUACUGAAGUUGCAUAGUAGAUAGGUUUGCAGCAAUUCCUGCUGUGACAUGUCAUAUUGCUCUUUUUGUUAGGAUGGAAACUAAACGGUGUGUGUGGAGAGCCACUUCUCACUUCUCUUCAGCACAGAGAAACCAACAGAAGUGACCAUUCCUGCUUUGUGUUUGAGUCUUAAACAAGGUCAUUUGGACCUGGGCACACUUAAGUAUUAUAUACCUGUGCAAUGAACUUGAACUUGAGCUUCUCUGGACAGGUGGCACUAAUUGUUAUUUUUUUUUAGUUUGGUAGUACUUCAAGAAGCACACUGUGUCAAAGGGUUGAUUGCAGGUGUUUGAUGCCUGUGCUGUUUACUCUCAGUAUGUGCCAGUUAUUUCUUUCCCUCUACGUUUUGCUCCAUUUUGCUGUUUAGCUUAUGCUAAUCAUUUACUGCCCCCCCUCCCUCCCUCUGCAAAGGCUUCAGACCUCAUAACACCAAACAAAUCAGCAUUGCUGCUUAUUAACUCUUAUUACAGUACAGCGGGGAGCCACUAGUGCUCUGAUCAGCAUUUAUUGGUCUUGAUGACCAAUUUAUGUAUCUACGUUGUGUAGGUAAGAGUAUUAUCGUGCCUCAAAAUAUGGAAGUCUCUUUGUGUGUCCCACACACAUACCAACAAACCCAAAUGUAUAUACACAAGUGAGGAUGCAUCUAAGACAUGCACACAGACACACAAGUGGUCAGGGAUUAUUUCAGGAUGAAUUCAGACUGUUUGGGCUGUGUUAUAAGUUGACAUAGAGCUAGAUGGUGUCCAUUUUGUCUUGGUUUGUGGCAUAUGUUUUGUCUUCCCUAGCCCACAGGUAGUUUCAGGUCUCCUCUUACCAGUAGCAUCUCUCCCAACACUGACAGUGUUAAUAUAACUGCAGUGCAACACCAGAGACCUUCUGAGGAUGACGUCCUUUAGGCUAGUAAGGUAGGUUUUCUGAAAGGGUUUCUCUGUACCACCUGUAGGACGUAAUCAAAACAGUGGGCACUGAAAGUUUGGAACUGUGUGAUGAUGCUAUGCCGUUCUGUUUGCCUAUUGUAAUGUUCUUGUAACACAUGAAUAAAUUUUUGUCUUUGGCUGUGAUGUGAUACUGAACUGUCAGAAGAUUUACUAUUUGCAUGCAUGCUCCAACAGAGCCUUUUGUGAAUGGAUGAGAUUUUUUGAAAACAUUUUUCAAACAUUUUUUUUUUUGUACAGGAAUUUGUGCACAUGUUUUUUGUGCUUAGUUUGACACACACAAUCAUACUGUUUUAUUUUUUUUAAUGAAAAAGCAUGAUUGUGUCGACCUAGACCUGGAACACACCUGUAACCUCAUGACGGAACAGGAGUUCCCUCCUGCAUUAAUCCCAUCUUAACUGUCUUUAUACAGAGUCAACAUUUUUACCUUUCUUUAUACAGCAAGCUGCAGCCAGCAUGUGGAGGAUUGUUUAUUCAUUUAAGUACACAAAAGCUUUGUUUUGCAGUUAUGCCCAUUAUCACCGUCACAGUGCACUAAAGCAGUGCACUGCACUACAGUUAAAAUCAGUUGUGAAGAUGGUCUUCACGCUCGUUAAUCAAAAUCAGCAUUAAACCGUUAAGGUUGAAGUAGUUGUUGGAUAGCUUACCAAAUACUGUGCAGAGAUUAGUGUUUUAAGAUUCUUCCAUAAAAAAUGCAGGAGGAUGAACAGCCUUGUCCAAACUGUACAUAUGUAUGUAAACUGUCUAUAUGUCUGUUUUCACUAUAACCUAUGUCUAUACACAUAAAUAAAAGGGUUUAUUAACUUA